This is a messenger RNA of Sorex fumeus (smoky shrew), 1454 nucleotides long. RefSeq names its product interleukin 3 receptor subunit alpha (gene IL3RA). Gene Ontology annotation, molecular function: protein binding; cytokine receptor activity. The coding region runs from base 1 to 1188 and encodes 395 amino acids. NCBI's taxonomy places the organism in Eukaryota, Metazoa, Chordata, Mammalia, Eulipotyphla, Soricidae. The record is from RefSeq and is a predicted model, not a curated record. The transcript is spliced from 12 exons. Gene Ontology annotation, cellular component: membrane.
AUGCCGGACUCUGGCCUGGCGUCCAGCCCUCCUGUGGCCGCCUCCGUCCUCUCUGUGGCCGUCCUCUGGCUGUGGAUGCUCCUGGCGGCCGCCCACAGCCCGCCCCACGCCGCCGCUGACCAGGGUCUGGCAGAGUCCGACCCACCCAUCUGGAAUCUGCGCAUGGACCCAGCUCAGAGGAGACUCACGUGGGACCUUUGGGACAACAUCACGGACGUCGUCUGCAUCAGCGGCUUGGGGAGUGUCCGCAAGGCCACGGCGCGGAGCCACUGCCAGUACCCCUUCCUGCCCAUGUGCCAGCCCACCAACUUCACCGUGCGGACGACCCGGGAGCCACGCUUCUCCGCCUCGAUCCUCCACCCUCUGCCUGACGGGAUCCCGGGGUCCGCGGCCGAGCACCUGAGCUGCUGGGUGCACGAGGUGGAUACAGUCACAUGUUCCUGGGACGUCGGCCCCGCGGCCCCCGGCGACACGCAGUACCACCUGCAUUGGGAGGACCUGAGGACGCGGCGGGUGCGGGCGUGUCAGCACUACAGCAAGGACCCCCGGGGCGUGCACGUCGCCUGCGACUUCAGUGGCUUCUCCGGGGCCUCUGGGAACCUCCAGCGUUUCUGGGUCAGCGGCAGCAGCGCGGAGGGGCCCGUGCCGUGCUCCGAGGUCCUGCACCCGCUGCCCGAGAUCGAGCGACUGAGUGCCGGCAACCUCAGCAGCACCUGCAACCGCUCCCGGGCCGAGCUGCGCUGGGCCGUGUCCAGCCGCCUCCAGACGGGCUUCCAGUACCAGGUGACGACGCAGCAGGGUGGCAGUGCACCCCAGACACGCACGACCUGGGAGAACCGCCUGUCUCUGCCGCACGCGGGCGACUUCGUGGUGCGGGUCCGCGCGCAGGGCUUGGACUACGGCCACUGGGGGCCCUGGGGUGCCCCCCAGCACUUCAGCUGCCAGGCGGAUGACCCCGCGCCCCCCGGAGGCGCGUGGGUGUUGGCGGCGCUGGCCGUGCUGGGCGCGCUGCUCGUGGCCACGGCCGCGCUGGUCCUGUGGUCCAGGUCGUCGCUGACCGAGAAGCUGUUCCCCCGUAUCCCACAGCUGAGGGACCCCUUCGGUGACCACCUCCCCAGCGGCCACCUGGUGUUCCAGGACAAGCAGGACUGCCCAGGGCCCACCGUGGAGAUUGUCCAGGAACUGUGAUGCACAGGAAGGGGCGGUGGACGCCCCGGAGAGUGGACAGAGGAGGUCCAGGGGUUCCUGUAUGGCCGUGCAAAGGCCCUGGGGUUCCCCGUAGACGUACAUGCCCCACAGCUGGGGACCAGAAACCCUUGUCGGGCUCCAGGGCUGGACUGUGCAGUAGUUAGGACACUGGGCGGCCUGGUCUCGGGGGGGCCCUAGAGGCGGAUCCCUGCUGGCAGGGCUCAGGGCUCUGGACCCCGGGACACGGGUCAGGGCUGGAACCGGCC